CUGCCCCGUGGCGCGGCGGCGGCGGCGGCGGCGGCGGCGGCGGCGGAGGACGGGCAGCGGCAGCCAUGGACGCGCAGAGCCUGGACGAGUUCCGCCGGCGCUGGCAGGAGGAGCUGGCGCAGGCCCAGGCGCAGAGGAAGCGGCGGCGGCCCGAGGGGGCGGAGCGGCGGGGGCGGCGGCCGGACUUGGUCCCCGGGCGCGGCGAGCAGGCCUCGGGGUACCUGGCGCUGGCCCAGGGCCUCCUGGAGGGCGCGGGCCGGCCCCCCGCACCCAGGUCCGCCCGGGCCGAGGCCAGUCGUUCCCGCUCCCCGCCGGCCCGCGACGGCGCGGGACCCGGGCCCGGGGAGCAGCUGGUGGACCAGCUCAUCCGCGACCUGAAUGAAAUGGACGAUGUGCCCUUCUUUGACAUCCAGCUGCCUUAUGAAUUGGCAAUCAACAUAUUUCAGUACCUCAACCGGAAAGAACUAGGAAGGUGUGCGCAGGUGAGCAAGACAUGGAAGGUGAUUGCCGAAGAUGAAGUGCUAUGGUACAGGCUGUGCCAGCAGGAAGGGCACCUUCCCGAGAGCAGCAUCUCUGAUUACUCUUGCUGGAAGCUCAUCUUCCAAGAGUGCCGAGCCAGAGAACACAUGUUAAGAACCAACUGGAAGAAUCGCAAAGGUGCCGUGAGCGAGCUGGAACACGUUCCUGAUGCGGUUCUGUGUGAUGUGCAUUCUCACGACGGCGUGGUCAUUGCCGGAUAUACAUCAGGGGAUGUGAGGGUGUGGGACACCCGCACCUGGGACUACAUAGCCCCCUUCCUGGAAUCAGAGUAUGAGGAGGACGAGCCUGGAAUGCAGCCAUAUGUCUCCUUUGUGAGGAUAAACAGCUCGCUGGCGGUGGCGGCUUAUGAGGAUGGAUUUCUUAACAUUUGGGACCUACGGGCUGGGAAGUACCCUACUCACCGUUUUGAACAUGAUGCAAGAAUACAGGCACUGGCCCUCAGCAAGCAAGAUGCAACUAUUGCCACCGCCUCUGCAUUUGACGUCGUGAUGCUGGGCCCCAAUGAAGAGGGGUAUUGGCAGAUCACUGCAGAAUUUGAAGUUCAGAAACUGGUUGACUACCUUGAAAUAGUUCCAGAUACUGGAAGGUACCCCGUGGCAGUGGCUACCGCUGGCGAUCUGGUCUACCUGCUGAAAGCGGAGGACUCCGCCAGGACCCUGCACUACGUCUACGGCCAGCCGGUCACCUGUCUCGACGUUUCAGCCAGCCAGGCCGCUUUCGGUGUGAAGAGUCUGGGCUGGGUGUAUGAAGGAAACAAGAUCCUGGUGUACAGUCUGGAAGCAGAGCGCUGCCUCUCGAAGCUGGGCAACGCGCUGGGUGACUUCACCUGCGUCAACCUCAGGGACAGCCCUCCCCACCUCAUGGUCAGUGGCAACAUGGACAGAAGGGUCAGGAUCCACGACCUGCGCACCGACAAGAUCGCCCUGUCGUUGUCCGCGCACCAGCUUGGAGUCUCCGCAGUGCAGAUGGACGACUGGAAAAUCGUCAGCGGUGGGGAGGAGGGCCUGGUCUCGGUGUGGGACUACCGCACGAACCAGAAGCUGUGGGAGGCGCACUCCAGACACCCCGUCCGCCACAUCUCCUUCAGCAGCCACAGCCUCAUCACAGCCCACGUGCCCUACGAGCGCGUGGUGCGCAGCGCCGAGCUGGACAGCUUCUCCACGCACAGGAGGCACCGGGGGCUGAUCCACGCCUACGAGUUCGCGGUGGACCGGCUGGCCUUCCAGAGCGUCCUCCCCAUCUGCCGCUCGUCCCCCGACACCCCUGCAAGCUACAGCUACGACCUCGCCUCUGCCUUUCCCUACGACAGCGCUUAGGGGGGCAAGGUGGGCGCUGAGGUGACCCCGUCCCUCCCUCGUCUGCCCCCGGAGAGCCGGCUCGUGUCCUCUAUCCUGCACACCAGUGACUCAGUCUCCAGCCUUCUCCCCCCAGCGAUACUGUCCUCUGGAUCUGAGGUCAAGGACUCAGUGGUGGGUGUGAGACCCCAACAUAAGCCUGGUGUGGCGGGCUGUUUUGCUCCUGCCUCUCACUGUGGUUUAUUUACAAUUAUAUAUUUGUACAGUCA
Molecule: messenger RNA, 2104 nt
Organism: Erinaceus europaeus (western European hedgehog)
Lineage: Eukaryota; Metazoa; Chordata; Mammalia; Eulipotyphla; Erinaceidae
Gene: FBXW8
Product: F-box and WD repeat domain containing 8
Exons: 11
Coding region: 66-1856 (596 amino acids)
Biological process (GO): cilium assembly; protein ubiquitination
Cellular component (GO): ciliary basal body; Cul7-RING ubiquitin ligase complex; centriole
Molecular function (GO): protein binding
Source: RefSeq, a predicted model, not a curated record